AUGUCUGGAGGCUCCUUCAUUGGGGCGUUGAUCUCGGGGUUCGUGACUGAUAUGUUUGGCCGAAAAUUGGCCAUCCAAAUGGGAUCUGUCAUUUGGCUUAUCGGAAGUUCCCUCUGUUGUGCCUCUCAGAACAUUGCUAUGUUAGUCAUUGGUCGAUUUCUCAAUGGCCUGUGUGUCGGAAUCUGUUCAGCGCAAGUCCCUGUGUAUGUUGGGGAGCUCGCCCCUCCUCAUUUAAGGGGUUUAGUGAUGGGUGCUCAGCAAUGGGCCAUCACAUGGGGUCUUUUGAUCAUGUUCUUCGUCUCCUAUGGCUCUUCUUUCCUCGCAGGUCCUGCAGCUUUCCGACUGCCUUGGGGCUUUCAGAUGAUUCCCGCACUUAUUCUCCUUUUAGGGUUGUCGUUUACGCCCGAGUCUCCGCGGUGGCUGGCAAAGAAAGGUCGCUGGCAAAGAAAGGUCGCUGGGACGAAUGCUGUCACAUUAUCUCUUCGAUUCAUGUCAACAACAACCUCGAUGACGAAUUCAUCCAGAUGGAGAUCCAACAGCUCAAAGAUGCCUGCGAAUCGGAGCGCAGCAAGACCGACAACACGUACUUUGAUCUCUUCCGGCCGCACAGUGAUUGCCUGCUCCUAUCUUAUUGUGGCCUCUUUCGCACCCACCUGGGGUCCUAUUGAGUGGCCAGCAAUUGGGUUUUUAAUUUCUGCUCUGAGCUACUUCGUCCCGUCCGCGUUCGUCAGCAUCUAUUGGAAGACGUACCUUAUUUUUGCCGUGUUCGCGUUCGCCAUGACUCUUCACGUUUUCUUGGUUUUCCCUGAGACGUCAGGCAAGAGCCUGGAAGAAGUUGAAGAUGCAUUCAAGGGCGUGACACUGGCAUGGAGGAUGGGGACAGAUAAACUUCAGGAUGAAGAGAGAACGCUCGGUCACUCUGAACACGCAAAACAUGACGAAGUUGUGCACGUUGAGGAUAUGCCGGUAUCAACGUAG
This is a messenger RNA of Aspergillus viridinutans, 978 nucleotides long. RefSeq lists its product as uncharacterized. Gene Ontology annotation, cellular component: membrane. Gene Ontology annotation, molecular function: carbohydrate:proton symporter activity. The transcript has 3 exons. NCBI's taxonomy places the organism in Eukaryota, Fungi, Ascomycota, Eurotiomycetes, Eurotiales, Aspergillaceae. The record is from RefSeq and is a predicted model, not a curated record. Bases 1 to 978 code for a protein of 325 amino acids. Gene Ontology annotation, biological process: transmembrane transport; carbohydrate transport.